UUUUUAUUUAUGACGGCGGUGUUUGUCAUACAUAAAUUUCCUCUCCUGCAAUCGCCUUUUUCCUCGGAACCCUAACCGUCGAUCGCUUGCGAUCUCGAUUCUUUGAAACCCUAACUCUCGAUACCUUUGCAUCUCGAAUUCCCUGAUCUCUGUUGUCUUCGAUCAUGGCGUACAGGACGCUGGAGGUCACCCUGAUCUCGUCCAAGGAUCUCAAGGAUGUCAGUUUAUUCUCCAAGAUGGAGGUCUACGCGGUGGUGUCCCUCUCCGGCGACCCCCGGUCGAAGCAGCGGACGUCGACGGACCGGGAGGGCGGCAAGAACCCCGCCUGGAACUCGACGCUCCGUUUCAACGUCCCUGCCGACGACUACGGCCGGCAGGUCCUCCACAUCCUCCUCCGCGCCGAGCGCGCCCUCGGCGACCGCGACGUCGGCGAGGUCCACAUCCCCCUCUCCGAGCUCCUCGAUGCCGCCCCCGGCAACGGCCCCAAGUUUGUCAGCUACCAGGUCCGCAAGUGCACCUCCGGCAAGCCGAAAGGCGUCCUCAACCUCUCCUAUAAGGUCGGCGAGAAGAUCGCAGCCCCCGCGCCGGCGGCUCCGGCGGCGUACCAUCCUCCGGCGGCGUACCCUCCUCCGGUGGGGGUUACCAAGUCCGAUCAGCCCGUCAACGCCUACGCCCCCACGGGGGCCUACCCUCCGCCGGGGAAGGCACCGAAGGCCGACGAGCCUGUCACAGCCUACCCGCCGCGGGGGAAGACACCCAAGGCCGACGAGCCGCUCAACGCCUACCCACCAGCGGGGAAGGCGCCCCAGGCCGGCGAGCCCGUGACGGCGUACCCCGCCGCCGGCAGCAGCUCCGCCGCGUACCCGCCCUACGGAGCGCAGCCAUAUCCACCGCCGGCGGGGUACCCGGGGUACCAGCCGCCGCCAUACGGGUACGCGCCGCCACCGCCGCCGCACCAGGGCGGGUACGGUUACCAGCCAGCGGGGUACGGGUACGGGGCGGCGCCACCGGCGGCGCAACCGCAGAAGAAGAAUAAGUUCGGGAUGGGACUUGGGGCGGGGCUGAUCGGUGGGGCCCUCGGCGGGCUUCUGAUCGGGGAUAUGAUCUCAGAUGCGUCCUCCUACGAUGCGGGCUACGACACCGGGUUCGAUGAUGCCGGUGGAUUCGGUUUCUAGGCUGUAUUAAAGAAACUUAAUCUCCUUUCUUUCUCGCUGGAAUUUCCUAAUUACGCAAUUAGGAAGUUACACUUGUUAGCGUUGUACAUGUAAUUCUUCUUGCCUUUUUUUGUUUUUUUUUUUUUUUGGGGUUUGUCGCCCGGGGUGUGGGGAUGUGGUUUCGUUAUCUAUGUACUUUCGAUUGGAAUUGUACUUGGUUUUGAGUGGCUAUGGAUUUUCUUUGGGAUGUCUUUGAUAUGGUGGGGAGAUUUCGUGUGGCUGCGGCUUGCUGCGUUGGCUGAGCUCCAAGAAAAGUCACAUUCUUGGGUUAGCCGAUACGGAAUUGGCUCCUCUGCAUUGUGUAGCAUAGCACUCAUCUUCCACUACUUGAAGGGCAUGUUUUCUGUUUGGUUGGGGAAUGCCAUUCCUAUUCUAAUUUCAUAGAGAAAUGGCUAGCAUUCAAAUUGAUUUCAGUUACGAAUCAAAUAUAUUAGACAAUAUGGCUAUUCUAAUAU
Molecule: messenger RNA, 1669 nt
Organism: Elaeis guineensis (African oil palm)
Lineage: Eukaryota; Viridiplantae; Streptophyta; Magnoliopsida; Arecales; Arecaceae
Biological process (GO): defense response
Source: RefSeq, a predicted model, not a curated record